AUGAAGUUCAAUCCAGAGGUCCUUCUUGGAGCUCCUCGCCGCUCAGGCGCCGUCCCCAAUUCUUCUGGCACCCUCGCCGUCUAUACUCAGACCUCCUACUCGUUUGAAUCCCAUUCGAAGACUAGCGAAAUCCGAGUGUUGGACAUUGCCACGGGCCGCUCUGCCCUAGUCACCAAUGAUCCCGGUGCGAGCUCCCCGCAGUGGCUGGACAAUUCCGAUCAGAUCGUCUGGUUGAAAUCAAAGGCCAAUGGCAACACGAGCUUCAUCAUCGGCGAUGCACGCGAAACAAACAAAACUUACACCGCAGGCACGGUCCCAGGACCCGUGUCCGAUCUAAAGGUCACGGUCGUCGAGCCUGGCAAGAUCGGCUUUGCGGUGACCGGCAAAGCAAAUCCCGACGGGUCGCUGUUCAAUCCCCAUGAUGCCAAGAAGCCUCUCAGCACAGGCAAGCUCUAUACUUCUCUGUUUGUCAGGCAUUGGGACUCGUACAUCGGGCCUCAGAGGAAUGCCAUUUGGUAUGGCUUGCUUCAACGCGCCCCGCUGUCCCCUGCCACCAGACAUGCCGGCAAGUAUUCCGUUUCGGGGCUGACCAACCUGAUCUCGGUGUCCGGCUUGGCUGGCGUUGAAUCGCCCAUCCCACCAUUUGGGGGAUCCAGUGACUUUGACAUUAGCUCCAGUGCGAUUGUCUUCGUGGCUAAGGACCCGAGUUUGAAUCCGGCCACUCAUACGUCGUGCUCGUGUUACUACUGCCCAAUGUUUUCCUGGACUAGCAUGGAAGCGUCCCAGUCUAAAAUAUGUGCCGUGAAAGGUCUGGAAGGCGCCAUGUCAUCUCCGGUCCUCUCGUCGGACGGUGGUUCGAUUGCUCUUUUAGCGAUGCGCAAGGAUGGCUACGAGUCGGACAAGAAUCGCAUACUAUACGUACCGAACCCGUGGAAUGGUGAGAUGAUCGAAGCGUUUGGGUCGUCGGGUGGUGGCGAAGGGCUUUGGAAGCUGAGCCCAUCCGCGCUGACUUUCGCGAACGACGACAAGUCGCUGUUCGUUCAAGUUGAGGAGGACGGACGCGGAGUGCUUUACCAGUUUCCCCUCGCCAAUAUCCGCAACUCAACUCCUGAUGUGCUCAAGAAGAUUACUUCCUCGGGCUACGUGACAGAGGUUUACCCGGCAUCGUCUCAAUCGUCUAGCCUUCUUGUUUCCAGCAACAGCCUCGUCGAUAAUAGCGUCUGGAGCAUUGUUGAUCCCGCUUCUCCCGAUAACACGCGCGUAAUAUCAUCUAUCGGUCGGGGUGGCGCAAGCUUCGGACUUUCUGCCGCUCAGGUUGACGAAAUUUGGUUUAAGGGAGCCGAAGACCACCCAGUCCAUGCCUGGGUAGUGAAGCCGUCUCACUUCAAACCGGGAAAUAAAUACCCACUCGCCUACCUGGUUCAUGGUGGACCGCAAGGGGCAUGGAAUGAUCAAUGGAGCACGCGCUGGAACCCCGCUGUCUUUGCCGAGCAGGGGUAUGUUGUCGUCACCCCCAACCCCACCGGAAGCACGGGAUACGGACAGGCAUUCACCGAUGCGAUCCGCGGAAAUUGGGGCGGACGACCCUACGUUGAUCUGGAGAAAGGCCUCGACUACAUUGAAAAGAACUUAGACUAUGUGGACACCGACCGAGCGGUGGCUCUUGGAGCGUCGUAUGGCGGGUACAUGAUGAAUUGGAUCCAAGGCCAUCCUUUGGGGCGUCGAUUUAAGGCCCUUGUAACCCACGAUGGAGUCUUCUCCGUGCGCUCACUGCUCAGUACCGAGGAGAUGUACUUCCCCGUGCACGAUCUCGAGGGCCCCAUCUGGAAAGUGCCCGAGAACUGGGACAGGUGGGAUCCAUCUCGACACACCGAUAAGUGGCAGACGCCGCACUUGAUCAUCCACAAUGAGCUGGAUUAUCGGCUGACCAUUGCCGAGGGACUGGCGGCCUUCAACAUUCUGCAAAUCCGCGGCGUGGCCAGUCAGUUCCUGACGUUCCCAGACGAGAACCAUUGGGUGCUGAACCCCGAGAAUUCUCUGCUGUGGCACAACACCGUUUUCAACUGGAUCAACAAGUAUGUCGGGCUUCCUCCGGCUAGCAGUCCGCCCACGGAGGAUACGUCGAACAAAAGAAAUUCGCUGGAAAAGGGGUUGAGUAGAAUGGCGCUUUCAUAA
Molecule: messenger RNA, 2175 nt
Organism: Aspergillus affinis
Lineage: Eukaryota; Fungi; Ascomycota; Eurotiomycetes; Eurotiales; Aspergillaceae
Product: oligopeptidase family protein
Exons: 2
Coding region: 1-2175 (724 amino acids)
Biological process (GO): proteolysis
Molecular function (GO): serine-type endopeptidase activity
Source: RefSeq, a predicted model, not a curated record